GCACUUGCUGGGUCGUUUAAAUCCAUGACUUAACGCAGUGUGACUAAUCUUCGUUUAUGCUGCAGCCAUAGGAUUGUGUCGCAGCGUGUCCCUGCUCCUGACAGAGCGUCUGUUGGAAUACAAGUUCACUCUUAACAAAAGCAGCUCCAUCUUCGUCUUCUGCCGCCCAGGAGCCAUCACACGCGGAGCAACUAAACGUGUAAAUGGAGUUUCAAUCGUUGUCGUGACUGUUCUUCACCGCCUCUCACCCUGCAGAAGACUGCGUUGAAGUUGCAGCAGCAUCCAUACCCCCGCUGCUCUCUCCUGAUCGCAGACAUGGGUACCGUCCUGUCUAUAUCUCCGGCGACGAAGAAGUCAUCUAUUAUGGACGCUGAGCUCGCAGGAGAGGCACACAAAAACGACAAGAGUCUCAAGCGGCCUUCAAUGUUCGUCUCCAUCUCCUGGAAGAAGCUGGUGUCAAAUCCGGCAAAAAAGAGUGCCAAGAAAGUGACCCCGAACCCUAUGCCCGCCUGCGAGCUCCCGUCCGGCCGAGUGGGUCAGCUUAACAGCGAAAACACCAGGAAGACUCACCAAACCGAAGAGAAGAAACCCAAAGCGCCGAUCCCGGUCCCGGUGCCCACAGUCCCCACGCAGAACAACGACGCUGUCGUCCAAAACGAGAAGCCUUCCGCGGUCCAGAAGCAACCCAGCAGCCUGUCUCUGGUGUCACCGAGGCGGAUAGUUAUACAGGCUUCAACCGGGGAGCUGCUUCGCUGUUUAGGGGAUUUCAUGUGCCGCAGGUGUUUUAAACUGAAAGAGCUGAACAGCGGAGAGGUGGUCCUCUGGUUUCGAAACAUCGAUCGGACUCUUUUGCUCCAGGGCUGGCAGGACCUAGGCUUCAUCACGCCGGCUAACGUGGUGUUCGUGUACCUGCUGUGCGAAGACACGAUAGCGGACAGCAUCGACAGCCAGGCCGAGCUGCAGGGCACCUUUCAGACUUGCCUCUACCUCGCAUACUCCUACAUGGGCAACGAGAUCUCCUACCCGCUCAAGCCGUUUAUGAUCGACUCGAACAAGGACGUUUUCUGGGAGACGUCGCUCCGGAUCAUCAACAGGCUAAGUGCCAAAAUGCUGCAGCUGAAUGCAGACCCGCAGUUUUUCACAGAGGUCUUCCAGGACCUCAAAAACCAACGAGACGCGUGCGAGGCAAACCUGGACCGCUGACAAGGAAAACACACUGGUGUUUUUUUUUAAAGAUGAUUGUUUUGCAAAACCACACAACGUUGGUUUUGAAUGUAAAGACCAACGUUGGGGCUGAAUAUCCCUCUAAUGAUGUUACAGCUUCGGUGUGUUUAGGAUACAGUGUAGGAGAUUUCAUAAAUGCAUGCCAAUGGUAAUAUUGUCUUAUUUUGUCUUGUCCCUUAGGUGACGCAGGGAUUGACUUCGUAGUACAAAUUGACACCCAAAAUCCCCGUUUCAUUCAUGAUUAGUCUACUUUCUGAGUAUAAAGUAAUUGGAUGUCGCAGUGAGGUGCAGGUUCGAGGCGGGAUCAGAACAGAUCUGUGUGCUUGUGAGAAGUCGAGAGGCGGAGCUGUCCGAGGUGCUGACCUGUGCAGCCAUUUCUCCUCCGCUAUUUGAGUCACAUCGUCAAAACAGAGCCGAGCUGGCUUAAGAGGGCCAGAGUCAGACCAAUACACGUUCGGCACAUUAAGCCUAAGCCUUGUAAGUGCAUAUUGCUUUUUUAGAUUCUCAAUCACCUGAUAGGUAAGCUGUUCAACAUGCAGCAGAUAUCAGAAGUAUGUUCCUUUAAGGGGACAAAACAUAUUAGGCCUACUUAUGUAGAUAUCCCUCUAUAAAAGAGGUAGAAAAGCAAGUCUCCAUCUUCUGCUGAAAAGCAUCAUGCUGUGUAUGGCUUCAUAACAUGUAUCUGUUUCCAGCUCCUGUUGUGUGAAAAACCACAUUUUUUUCUUCUUCAAAUAAACCACCUCACUUUGAAUUAAAAUAACUUUUUUUCGCCUACCAACCUGUAAGUGGGCCGUUGGUUCCAGUUGAAUAUGAGGAUAGGGGGCAGACAUUAUUGAAGGGAGUAUCUUCCACCUGGAAUGUGAUAAACUGCACUAAAUGUCCCCAUAGAUGGCCAUAUAGCAAUAGCAUUUGAUUAUUCAACCCAAGGCCCCUGUUGUGUAUUGUUUUCCAAUACAUUGCAGAGGUCAGCAUAACUAAAGACUGAAUGGAAUGUAGAGUUUUUCAAGAGAUUUUUUUUAAAUCUCAUAUGUGCCAACUACCAAAUACUCUUGGCCUGAAACUAUGUGGUUUACAUGUACAUAUCCCAUAUUUUAGAUUUGCUCUUUUUGUUUUUGAAGUUGGCUGUAUAUGCUGUAGUUCAAGCAUAACAAAAAACCAAUAGAGCGUAAAGGUCAAACAGUAUUUUUUGCCCUGCUCUGUAAAUGUGUUGUGAUCCUCAUUUUGCUGGGUUUAAUUUACUUUUUAGUGCAGUCGAUUCAGGAAGGAUGUUUCCUCAUAAUGUAAAUAUUGAAUGUGACGGUGUCAUUGUUCAGUCAUUUCCACACAUCAUUGCAGUUUGUAUAAGCUAAACGUGAUUUGACUGCAACUCUGAAACCAUGCUUAUAGGGCAACCUUGACAGUUAUUCAGUAUUAUGCUUCGAAGUAAUCAUUGUGAUGUUGUGUUGUGAAACCAUUGCUUGGAAUGUAGAAUAUAAUGCUGCUAUUUUGCACAGCUGUGAACAAACCUUGAUGUUUUGCACAGUGGUAUAACAUAAUGGUCGUGUACCAGUGUUUCCUACCACGGACUGGAGUGUUUGCCAUUACAUUUUGCAGUUAAUGUCACCAAGACUCACUCUACGGUUUUUCCUAUAUGUCAGCUAUGGAAAGUGAUGUUUAGAUGUGUGUGUUGUCUGUGGUUGCACCACAGUUGCAUUCACUCUCUAUACAUGUUAUUAAAAGGUCAGUACAGUAAUUGUUUAUGGUAAACAUCGUGAAAUAAAUCCAAACUUCUGUAGGA
This is a messenger RNA of Sander lucioperca (pikeperch), 3001 nucleotides long. RefSeq names its product cyclin-dependent kinase 5, regulatory subunit 2b (p39) (gene cdk5r2b). Gene Ontology annotation, biological process: activation of protein kinase activity; positive regulation of cyclin-dependent protein serine/threonine kinase activity; brain development. The record is from RefSeq and is a predicted model, not a curated record. NCBI's taxonomy places the organism in Eukaryota, Metazoa, Chordata, Actinopteri, Perciformes, Percidae. The transcript has a single exon. Gene Ontology annotation, cellular component: cytoplasm; protein kinase 5 complex. The coding region runs from base 316 to 1203 and encodes 295 amino acids. Gene Ontology annotation, molecular function: protein kinase binding; cyclin-dependent protein serine/threonine kinase activator activity.